This is a messenger RNA of Nematolebias whitei (Rio pearlfish), 2699 nucleotides long. RefSeq names its product Rho guanine nucleotide exchange factor (GEF) 25a (gene arhgef25a). NCBI's taxonomy places the organism in Eukaryota, Metazoa, Chordata, Actinopteri, Cyprinodontiformes, Rivulidae. The transcript is spliced from 16 exons. The record is from RefSeq and is a predicted model, not a curated record. Bases 425 to 2470 code for a protein of 681 amino acids. Gene Ontology annotation, molecular function: guanyl-nucleotide exchange factor activity. Gene Ontology annotation, biological process: axon guidance. Gene Ontology annotation, cellular component: cytoplasm; plasma membrane.
AAAGCUGUCUCCCAGACUAUCAUUUGACCAGGCAGUUCAUAGAGGCAAGAGCUCAGCGCCAAAGAGGGGCAGAAAAAAAGAGACGGAGCUAAAAGAACACAUUCAAUAUGACAAUAAGACUGCUGGAAUAUUUAUCUGCUUUUUAAACCCCCCAUCUUGCAGAGGUGGAUUUCUUUCUGUUGCUGCUUCUUUUGUGGACUCGCAGCUUCUUGGAUGUGGGCUUUAGUGCUGCUCACAGUCAACUGAAGAAGAAGAGGAGGAGGAGGAGGAUUCAGCUGACACCUUUUUUGGAGAUUUACACUUUGUGGAGUAAACCUCAUAAAGAGAGAAGAAAAAAGAAAGAAAGAAGGGAGAGAGGUGGGGUGGGGGGUGAAAGUCACUGAGUGCCGGGCCCCAUGCCCACCUCCGCUCAUGGUUCAACAGCAUGAAAGGAGGCCACCAUCACCAUCGUCACCACCGAGGCUGUGGCUGCCACCACUUGUUCCGUAAAGUCCUGGUCAAGUGUGGCUGCUGCUAUGCCAGGGUCAGAGACUCGUACUCGGCAGCAGGCAGCGAGGGCAGCAUUUCCACCUCUGUGGCGUCGCUGCCCCCGCAGCCAUCAGGCAGCUCGGCCCCCAGUUCACCGGGCUCCAGACAUUCGGUCAGCACCCUGAAAAAAUGGCUCACAAACCCAGUCCGCAAACUCAGUGCUGGAUCAUCUGCCAAAGGAGACCGUCAGGUCCGGAAGCUUGAGGGGAAGCCUCCUCCUCUGCCAUCCCACAGCCUGAGCCAGGAGCUUGGCAGCCCCCCAAGGCCUGACGAGACCCUCACCGUUCUACCUGUAACCCACAGAGAACCGGAGUGGAAAGAUGGCCUGGCAAGCCCGGAGGACCUGUCACCAGCCUCACUACAGCCACCAAGUUUUAUGACGUCCUCACUGGCUGGUUUCACAUCACUGCCAAAUACUCAGGACACUCAGUCCACCAGUGUUUUGCCCGAUGACAGCGCGUCCGUCUUGAUGGAUGACACCUCCAGCCAGUGGUCGGCUGUGGCGGACACUGAAGAGGAGAGGAAAAGUGCCUUAGAGAAAAGCAUGUACGUGCUGAAGGAGCUUAUAGAGACUGAGAAGUACUACGUGGAAGACCUGGGGCUCAUAGUGGAGGGCUACAUGGCCACAAUGAGUUCAAAAGGAAUACCGGAGGACAUGAAGGGGAAGGACAAGAUAGUGUUUGGCAACAUUCAUCAAAUAUUUGACUGGCAUAAAGACUACUUCCUGGAAGAGCUGGAGAAGUGUUUGGCAGAGCCAGAAAGGCUGGCUCAGCUCUUCAUUAAACAUGAGAGGCGUCUCCACAUGUAUGUCGUGUACUGUCAAAACAAGCCCAAGUCAGAACACAUCGUCUCAGAGUACAUAGAGACUUACUUUGAGGAGCUCCGGCAGCAGCUGGGCCACCGGCUGCAGCUCAACGACCUGCUCAUCAAACCUGUCCAGAGGAUCAUGAAGUACCAGCUUCUGCUCAAGGACUUUUUAAAAUAUUACACCAAAGCAGGGAUGGACACAGAGGAGCUGGAGAAAGCAGUUGAUGUGAUGUGCUUUGUGCCAAAACGUUGCAACGACAUGAUGAAUGUUGGCCGAUUACAAGGCUUUGAGGGGAAGAUCACAGCCCAGGGCAAACUGCUCCAACAGGACACCUUCACCGUCACGGAGCAGGACAGUGGCUUCCUGUCUCGAGCCAAGGAGAGGCGAGUCUUCCUGUUUGAGCAGCUGGUCAUCUUCAGCGAACCGAUUGACAGGAAGAAAGGCUUCUCGCUCCCUGGAUACAUCUUUAAAAACAGCAUCAAGGUGAGCUGCCUGGGGGUGGAGCCCUGCGUGGACGGAGACGAUACGCGCUUUGUGCUGACCUCACGGAACCCGGAUGGGAGCGUGGUGCGCUUCCAGCUGCAGGCCUCGUCUCCAGAGAUCUGCAGGGCAUGGGUCAACGAUGUAGUUCAGAUUCUGGAAAGUCAACGCAACUUCCUUAAUGCCUUACAGUCACCUAUUGAGUAUCAGCGGCGAGAGAGCAAGUCCAACAGCCUGGGCCGCAUCAUGAGGCCCCCUCUGUCUGCUGCGAGCGCCCUGCGGCCCCACUCAUCAGCCUCCAUAGACCGUCACAAGCUGCCCUCCCUCCACUCUCACAACACCUCCCUGCCUGCACUCUACCUGCCCAGCCAAAACCAGAACCAAGGACCCAGCGAGAUGUUCUCUCUGAGGGAUGCCGCGGUGGUCCAGCCAUGCCCUGCUGACUCGCACACUGUCUCCCCCUCGCACGUCCACCUGGGCUUCACUGAGCAGCCAAACUGUCAAGCUGUGUCAAACGGGCUGUACAACCCAACCACACAGCAGAGGGCAGGAGAGGGGUUCCGCAGAGGUUCGGCUUCUGAUUCUGGAAACCAGGUUCCCCUGUCAGGACGACGUCCCAGCAACCUUGCCCAGCUGGCUGAAGAUGACCUUUGAACCCUAUAAAUGUUUCCUGGACCUGGAGGACAGCAGCCAACAGCUGUGAAGACUUCUUGUCCACUGUUUGUGUUUGCCAGACUGGAUCCAGUGGUUCAGUCGUGAUCUCUGCAGGAUUAUGAAGGCAGUUGAUGGAUGGAGGAGCUGUGGACUGAAGAUAUAAAACCUGCUGGACUCCUUCGUCAGAGAGCUUUUAAAGGGAGGUGAAGUGGCCUUGAUCACCUUCAGC